AUGGUUCAAGCCUAUAUUCACGAUAACAACUACGAGACAGAUUUCAGAGAGGCACACGAUAGUGGCGUUCCCGUGACAUUGGAGCAACUAAGUAAGCUCGGUGUCUUCUACAAGUAUCUCGAAACGCAAGAAGCCGUCGAUGCCCUCGCCGAGGAGAGAAAUUACAAGAACAGAGAUAUCGUAAACAUCAGCCGCGCCACAUUUCCUGACGAGCAAAGUCUUCUCAAUAAGUUAAGCAUUUUUUUCACAGAACACCUCCACGAGGAUGAAGAGAUCAGAUAUUGUUUGGACGGUGAGGGAUAUUUCGAUGUAAGAGACCCGAUAUCGAACGACUGGAUCCGUAUCAAAUUCGAACCCAACGAUCUCAUCAUCGUACCAGCAGGGAUCUACCAUAGGUUCACGCUCACGAGCAAGAACUAUGUUAAAGCAUUGAGAUUAUUCCAGGACGAGCCAAAAUGGCUGGCGAUCAACAAACCAGAGGGUGACAGCAGCACAGCAUACCAGAACUACGUUCAAUGGGUCGCAAGUCGUCAAUAA
Molecule: messenger RNA, 537 nt
Organism: Torulaspora globosa
Lineage: Eukaryota; Fungi; Ascomycota; Saccharomycetes; Saccharomycetales; Saccharomycetaceae
Gene: ADI1
Product: acireductone dioxygenase (Ni2+-requiring)
Exons: 1
Coding region: 1-537 (178 amino acids)
Molecular function (GO): acireductone dioxygenase [iron(II)-requiring] activity
Source: RefSeq, a predicted model, not a curated record